AUUGGGUUAUUCCAUGUGUGGAGCCUGUUAAGUGAAGCUUAUGUGUUAAAUAGCACUUUGGCCAAUCUAGACUAGUGGUGAGCAAAGUGCAAGUAUGGUCUCCCUAUGAGGCUUAGUUAUGGGUAGGGUAUGAGUCCUACCCGUAUCUUGAAAAUUUUGGAUUCUGAACUUUUAAAAGUUGGAAGUAUGGGAGCCCCUGGUGGAGCCAUUCGAUGGAAUAUUUAAGUAAAUUCUUUAUUGCAUCACCUGUAAUUUGGGUUUUUUACAAAUAAUUACACAAUCCUGACAUAGAUUUAUUUUCCUUUGCUAAUCAUCCUUUUUUCCCCUUUAAAGGUUUGAAACGUAUGAGACCAAUGCCCAUGCACUAUCCAGACUAGGAAAGAGAAUGCAUAUUGCUGCUACUAAUAUUGUGAAUAUAAAUGUCAUUGUAGAGACCAUUCCUUCAUGGAGGAGACAGUUAAUGCUUGAACGGAGAACAACCAAGCUAAUUAAGGAGGCAGAUAGGCAUUCUAGACAAGGAGAAGAUCAAACCUUUUCUGCACUGGAUGAAGAUGAUUUUCAGACUGUAGUAGCAGAGAGUAAACUUGGGCAUGAUUUGUUUUCUAAGAAAGUUUGAGCAGAACUCUAACAUAGUUGAACAAUUACAUCAUGGUGACCGUGCUUCAGUUUGGAUUCCACCUGCAAUGUUUUCAGAUCGCUUAAAUCCAGUGGCCUGUGCUUUCUGUUGCAGGCUUGUAGCAUUCAAGUUCAAAUUUUAAUGCAAACCCAGCUAUCUCCGACCUUAUGUUGAUUUUUAUCAGCCACAGCUACUACACACCAGAAAGGUUAAAGAAAAAGGUGAAAAUGAUUCUUCUUAGAAGUAGAUGUACUGUGAAACACAUUAAUUAUCAUCAUAUUUAAAAGAAUGAGGUUGUGGGUUUUCGGUCUGGAGCUUUUUUUGGUCCAUCUGAACUGAAAGAAAAAUAAUGUUGUUUUGUUCUG
This is a messenger RNA of Rubroshorea leprosula, 981 nucleotides long. The record is from the annotation of a GenBank genome assembly. Lineage: Eukaryota; Viridiplantae; Streptophyta; Magnoliopsida; Malvales; Dipterocarpaceae.